UUUGUGUUGUGUGUGUAAAACAAAAGUAAAUAUUGUGAUGGAAAAAUCAACUUCUAUUCUUGUGUUAAUUUUGUUUGGUCUCCUAUUCGCUUGUGUCAUCGAAGCCACUGAGACGAACCUUCAGGAUGAGACCAGCGGCGGUUCACAACGCAAUGGUCCCUCCAUCAGGACCAAGCAGACGAAACCAACCACGGUCGGUGUAAAACCAUGGUCACCAUCACAACGCGAUAGCCUUCGGAAUGUUACCAAAAUACAUUCCAGUCCCACCAUCAGCACCAAGCAAGAAGACCAAAAGCUCAAAGCUCAAAGCAAAAAUAUGUUACCAAAAAACGUUCCGAUCCCACCAUCAAGACCAAGCAGAAAAGAAACUCCUCCAACGCCACCACAUAGAUCUGUGUGA
Camelina sativa (false flax) is the source of this 400-nucleotide messenger RNA. The record is from RefSeq and is a predicted model, not a curated record. Lineage: Eukaryota; Viridiplantae; Streptophyta; Magnoliopsida; Brassicales; Brassicaceae.